AUGCGUACAUUAAUCUCUUGGCUGAGCUACACGAUCCUCGUGCUGCUGUUGGCCCUGCAUCAGGCACAAGCUGCCACGCUGGUGUACCAUCAGCCUACGGCGGUGGUCUAUCAUCAUCAGCCCGUCACGGGGGAGGAGCAACAACAUCCUGGCUAUACCAUUGUGGCGCCGCUGACGAAGAUCGCGCAUGUUACCUACGAUUCGGUGCCCAUUUCUCACACACCCUUCGAACAUGUGCCGCUGUUCCAGCGCAUUGGCCACGUGAAGAGCGUGCGGAUCUAG
Molecule: messenger RNA, 282 nt
Organism: Drosophila novamexicana
Lineage: Eukaryota; Metazoa; Arthropoda; Insecta; Diptera; Drosophilidae
Exons: 1
Coding region: 1-282 (93 amino acids)
Source: RefSeq, a predicted model, not a curated record